This is a messenger RNA of Ruditapes philippinarum (Manila clam), 1878 nucleotides long. Its product is annotated as carbohydrate sulfotransferase 15-like. Lineage: Eukaryota; Metazoa; Mollusca; Bivalvia; Venerida; Veneridae. The record is from RefSeq and is a predicted model, not a curated record. Gene Ontology annotation, biological process: hexose biosynthetic process. Gene Ontology annotation, molecular function: N-acetylgalactosamine 4-sulfate 6-O-sulfotransferase activity. Bases 205 to 1878 code for a protein of 557 amino acids. The transcript is spliced from 9 exons.
GAGCGAGCUGGCAAUAACGUUAUUGAGAAACUGGAACAUUAUAUACGACUUUAUUUCCAUGACACAGGAUUCAUGUUAUAGUUAACAAUAGUAAAAUAAAUCAUUUUAAAAGGUAAUAUAUGAUGUUUUGUUUGAAUUAAGGAAGGCCGGGACCGAGAGACAAAAUAAACCGAAGACAGUUGUUACACAUGUAUCUACACUAACAUGUGGCAAUGUACAGCCGAGAGAAAAACUAUCAGAAAAUCACCACGAAUAUUCAUAGUAAUCUCGGUCAUAUUUUGCAUAUUUCUGAUGUACACAAAUAUGAACAAUUCUAUUAGCACGUAUACCGAGUUUCAGCCAACAUAUAAAAGAAAAGUUACAAACAUGACACAAAAAAGUGAUUUUUUUUCGAAAGAUAAUGUCUUGAAUUAUUCGACGGACAACGUCUCGUUAUUUUCCAAUUUGGAUUAUGACCCGAAAGCCGUUAACAAUAGCCGCCUGGAAAAUGAUAUAUUCGAAUGGUUGCUUGAUUUUAAAACAGAUGUAAACGAUACGAUCACAGAACUUACAAAUGCAUCCGAAAUUGAAAAAAAAUCGGUCUUGACCACUAAAUUGACAAACACGCCUUCAUUAAAACAUUCGCCAUUCACGGAGAACCAAUAUGGUAACAAAGAUACGGACAUUCGGGGACAGACAUAUUUAUCCAGGGUAACCAAUUGGAUGAAGUUUAAGAACAGACCAUCUUUUGGAAAACAAAAUCUUCAAUUACUUUCAUUGUUCCCUUUUUUUAAUACUUUCAACAAAAGUGCCUAUGAUAUAAUGAACAUGGAACCAUUGACUUUUGAUCCGGCAUAUAAAAAUCCUUGUUUUAAAGGAACCGAUUCAACUCCUAUUAAAGACGGACAAUUGCACUGUUUACCUUAUUUUUACAUCAUUGGUGUAAAGAAGAGCGGAACAUCUGACUUGUACUCCAGACUGAGGCGUCAUCCUGAGAUAUGUACUCCCUCGUUUCCAAAGGAAUCACAGUGGUUUUCUAGAUUCAGAUUUGGUAUCAAAGCUUUUUCCAUGAACGUUAGAAAAAUUCAUGCCAUUUUUCAAAGAGGCAUUGAUCCGAGGAAAGUUGAUUUUUUUAUAAGUCUGUUUGACAGUGCGGCAAGUUGUAUACAACGAAGUCCAUCAAGAGAUGUACAUGAUUCCUUACAUUAUAACAAGAUUACAGUUGAGGCAAGUCCUUCCACUCUUCAUAUGCAAACAAAAUGGGAAAUGUUACCCGGCAACGAAAAUAUAUCAGAACCACGUUACACCAACUUCAAUUAUAUCAAACAUAUCACGCCAAAUGCUAAAAUCAUCAUACUUUUUAGAAACCCUACAUCAAGACUUUACUCGGACUUUCUACACAGCACUGGAGGAAAGUAUGGCAACUCCUCAGCAACAGUUUUUCAUAAAGAUGUUAUUGAGAUUAUCAAAGCCUAUAAAAAUUGCUUUAAUCAUUUUUCUCAUAGAAGCUGUGUAUAUAACAAUACAUUAAAGAGCAUACUUCGUGAUAAAAGACUUGAUAUAGCUGAAAGUUUUAAUGCUGGAUUUUAUGCUGUGUUUAUGAAAGAUUUACUAAGUGUAUUUGGAACAUCUCAGAUUUUACCAAUAUUGAUGUCAGAUUACGUCACGAAGAUGAAACAGACAUUAGAGAGCGUUUUUGAUUUUCUUGACAUAUCGUCAGUAGGCUCGCUUGCAAUGCGACGAAUCUUAAACCUAAAAACGAAAAAUGUAUCAACAAAAAAGAGAAGGUCAUGGCCAAUGUUAGAGUCAACCAAAACAAUUCUAGACGACUUUUUCAGACCUUUUAACGAAGAUAUGGCCGAAGUUAUGAAAGACAAGAGAUAUCUGUUUCUAGACUAA